AUGAUAACCAAUGGUGCUUCUACAAUUCGCUCUAUCAAUUACCUUGACGACCUCGAAAAGAAUUGUGUGCAUGGCGCAUCCUCCAGACGGCAGCGAUGCAAGCGCGUACGUUGCCGACGACAAUGCAGAACUCCUUAUCUGACCACACCACCACAUCUACGUCCGUUGGACAGUGCUGCUCAACAACCACUUCGCCCACUCGACGGUCCACCACAGCUUCGACCGCUCGACGGAGCUCAGCAGAUCCGUCAAAUGGAUCAGAAUGCCGCAGCCGCGGCCGCGUACAAUAAUGCGGCCGCCGCUGCGCAACAGUAUCGAGCACACGACCAGGCGAUGGCUCAACAGCUUCAGAGGCAAUUACCGCCUCAAAUGUUGCAAAAUCAGGCAUUGCAAAUGCGAAAUCAACAAAUGACAGUUCAAGAAUACCACAACCUAUUACGGUUAGCUCAACCUACAGGACUGCCACAACGGCGGCAAACGAUUUCUGGAACCAGCAUGAGCCCUCAGAUGUCCUCCAAUGUACCUCGUCUACAACGUACCGCCACAACGAUUGCGCCGCCGUUUUCGUCAUCACUUCAAUUUCCUCAUCAAAUGAAUGCAUCGUUGGGCGCUCCGGCCACAUCUCUUCCUAUGCCCAUUCCACUUCAGCAACAAAGUCUUUUUGCACAGCAAUUGAUGUCGAACGCAAUGAGGGCAAACUCUAGCAUGGCCCCACAUCCCGUCCCUAUGGUCCCUAUUAGUCAACCCCAAGCCGCGCCCAGCAGCUCUGCCCUAUCCACACCGCCGACAAGCACAUCCAACGGUGGUGGUGCGCAUCUGACACGCACGUUGGCUGAAAGCAUACAGCGAUCAACGACAGCACAGCAGCAAAACCAGUAA
Ostertagia ostertagi is the source of this 879-nucleotide messenger RNA. Lineage: Eukaryota; Metazoa; Nematoda; Chromadorea; Rhabditida; Trichostrongylidae. The record is from the annotation of a GenBank genome assembly.